UGUAAACAGCUGUACAUUUUGCCAUGUGCGGUUUGUUGACGAUUGAUUUUCAACAUGGACACUGGAUUUGAGGUGGAUCUUGUGACAGCUUUGAAGGAAGUGAUUGAUAACAGCAGAUGGAAGAACCUAGGUCCCACUGAACAUUUUAAGGCAAAGACGUGCACCAGGUUGUAUUCUGUAGGAGGUGAUGAGGAUGUUGUCGUAGUUCAUCGUGUUGACACAUUUUAUGCUCUUGGUGCCGACUGCCCUCAUGAAGGAGGCCCACUGGAUCUCGGCGACAUAGAGGAUAUAGAUGGACACGAGUGUCUGGUCUGUCCCUGGCAUGAAUAUGACUUCAGGUUAGAUAAUGGAGACUCUACAUCCGGGCUCAAGCAACCAACAUUUGAAGUCAGGGUCGUCGAUGACCAUCUGUACAUAGACACAGAGACAGAGCUGUCUCUUACAAGAGACUCCGAUUCAGAACUUGGCAGUCAGAGUCAGUCGACAUCUGGUAAAGGGGCGGAUGCAAUUCAGUCAGGUCCUGCAUCAGAUGAGGAAAAUGAAGACACGCUCUGUCAUUGGGCAGUCAGGGUACUACGAACAGCAGAUCCAGCUGAAAAGGUCAGACUAACCCAUGAGGUGCAGGAGAGAUGGAGAACGGGAGAUCUUAGAGAGAUUGGGAGAUGCAGUCCACCAGACGAGCCCAAGAGGGAGGAAACACUCAGUGUGGUAGCUCCAGGGAAAAUCAAGAGGGGCAAAGGAGGCACUCUGGGAAACCGUAUAGCAUCACUGCACUCUCUGGCCAAUAUAGAGCAGUGGGCAGUCGACUUGUCGUGGGACAUUAUCGCUAGAUUUGCUGGGACCGCUUUAGGAGACGGAAGUCAACUACCCAGAGAGUUCUUUACUGACUUUGUCAAAGUGGCUGGCGAUGAAGCAAAGCAUUUCAAGAUCUUGAAUGACAGACUGCAUGAGUUGGGCAGCCAUUUUGGAGCACUUCCUGUUCACAAUGGUCUGUGGCAGUCUGCAACGGAGACGAAAGAUAACCUCUUAGCCAGACUGGCAGUAGUUCACAUGGUGCAUGAGGCAAGAGGGCUUGAUGUCCACCCAAAGACUCAAGAGCGAUUCGCCAAGCAGCAAGACGCUGCAUCCGUCUCCAUCUUGGAGGUGAUCUACACAGAUGAGAUCACCCACGUAGCCGCAGGUUUGAAGUGGUUUACCUACGUCUGCCGCCGUGCCGUCCCACCUCUGGAAUGCAUCUCAGAGUUCCACAAGCUCGUCAGAAAACACUUCAGGGGUUUAUUGAAAGCGCCCAUCAACGAAGAGGGGAGGACUACUGCAGGAAUGAGCAAGGAGUGGUAUGUCCCAUUGAUGCAACCAGCCAAUCAGAGUGCAGAUAAUAAGGACUCUUCCAUUGCAACAGGGGUAACAAGUUGAAACCAGAUCAGUCAUCACUGCAGUACAUUCUUGCACAGAAACAUAAAUUAUUAAUUUUAUUGGUAAAUGACAUUAUUUUUAUAUAAGGGGAACUCAUGCAGCGUUUCAAUUUAAUUAAUUGUUAAUGCUAAAAAUAUUAAGAAUUAAAAAUAUUCAAUUCAUACAAAAGAAUUUCAAAUUGUUAUGUAAUGAUGGUUUGUAAACUCAAAAUCUUUCUACAAAAAAACCCCCCAAAUGUGCGUCAUAUUCUUCAACACUUUAAAAAACACUGUGUGGUUGUGUGCAAAGGGUAUAGAGUGGUUGUUCCCAAGAUAGGGAACUGGAGCUCUAUCUAUCGCUUGAAUGUGAAGUACGCAUUGGCGCCAUUCCAGCAAGCAAAUGUUUUAUGUCAUUGACAGCAAUGGUCAUUGUCUGCGCUGAUCUACUGUUACAUCAAAAAAGAUGCGUGCUGAAAUGGCGUCCAGUGUACAUUUCCCUUUUCAGCAGGAGUUCCUCAUCUUGCACAUCCAACACUCUAUAAUCUUUGGACAUACGUAUACAUGUACAAUGGGUGCUUUUGUUUAGCUUCCGUGGGUCUACCCCGCAGUGCUCACUUGUGGUGAGCCCGACAAGAGCUAAACAACCGACCACUCACAGCUCGCGUAGUGACGCCAUUUACCUGGGGCCAGCCCCCAAGUGACCCACUCCACAAGCAGGGCACUGGGGGCUGACCUGGGUGUGAGCCCCUGGAAUGACGUCAAAGGCUAAACAAAUGCACCCAUAGAAUGUUUCAAGUCCCUACAAAUUGUAGUUUUCCCAAAUGAUGUAUGGGACAUUUCCAUAACCGUGGGUUCCAGGGAAUUGUUUCUUGUUCGUCUGCUUAUUAAACAACAGAUCGUCGUAAUAUUGUUUGAAGAUGACAGAACUUCGA
Molecule: messenger RNA, 2323 nt
Organism: Asterias rubens (European starfish)
Lineage: Eukaryota; Metazoa; Echinodermata; Asteroidea; Forcipulatida; Asteriidae
Exons: 12
Coding region: 55-1413 (452 amino acids)
Molecular function (GO): 2 iron, 2 sulfur cluster binding
Source: RefSeq, a predicted model, not a curated record